Molecule: messenger RNA, 1242 nt
Organism: Dipodomys spectabilis (banner-tailed kangaroo rat)
Lineage: Eukaryota; Metazoa; Chordata; Mammalia; Rodentia; Heteromyidae
Gene: Cxcl10
Product: C-X-C motif chemokine ligand 10
Exons: 4
Coding region: 45-338 (97 amino acids)
Biological process (GO): cellular response to lipopolysaccharide; antimicrobial humoral immune response mediated by antimicrobial peptide; neutrophil chemotaxis
Cellular component (GO): extracellular region
Molecular function (GO): CXCR chemokine receptor binding; chemokine activity
Source: RefSeq, a predicted model, not a curated record
CACGUUCUGAAGCCUAACACAGAGGAACCUCACAUCUCAGCACCAUGUACCGGACUAGCAUUCUUCUUUGCUGCCUUAUCAUUCUGACUCUAAAUGGGAUUCAAGGAAUUCCUCUCUCUAGAACGAUACGCUGCAGCUGCAUCAAGAUCAGCAGUCGACCUGUUACUCCAAAGUCCUUAGACAAGCUUGAAAUUAUUCCUAAAAGUAAAUCUUGUGAACAAGUUGAGGUCAUUGCUACUAUGAAAAAUGGAGAAAAAAUAUGCUUGAACCCAGAAUCCAAGGUCAUCAAGAAAUUACUGAAAAAUGUUACCAAAGAAAGGUCUAAAAGAUCUCCUUAAAAUGAGAGAAGCAAGUCACUGCAGUGCUGAUACCUCAGAGAGGACCUCAGAGAGGCUGCUUCUCCCAUGACUACCCUGCGUAGAAUGGAUGCCAAAACCUAAUUGUCCCUGGUUUGCAGUUCUCCUAAAAGAUGACCAUCCACACUCACCAAAUUAGCUGCUACUACUCUUGUAGGAAAGCAGAUGGUUCAUCAUCUUGAACAAGUCCAGUAGUAACUCUAUCACUCCAUAAGCUAUGCUGAAGUGCAAUAUUCUGAGCAAAUGUGCCAAGUCCUGACACUCUCCUUACUUCGAAGAGUUGCUAAAGAAUUGUGUUCUCCUCUGGGUUUAUCAGAGUUAUUCAACUCUCAAAUAAAACUAAGAGGUAUGCAACCCAAGUAAUAAUGCAACUGCUUUUAAAAAAUACUUCAUUGGCUUCUACUGGAUCCUUCCAGGGAACCCAUGUUCUUCCAGUGGUUAUAGACAGGUAAUUCUAAACACAUACAGGAAGCUAGAAGUGUGUGGAGAUGUACAUAGAAAUAUUCAGUGAAAGACUGUACACAGUAGAAUUCUUAGCUCUAUUUUUCUUACAUUAUUUUCAUUGUAUUUAAACUAAUCUGUGUAAUUAAGUUAUAUGCAAGUAACUGAAGAAGUUUUAAAAUCUAGAUCCAGUUUUAAAUAUUGAGACAAAUGUGCUGAACAGUUUUCAAAAAAUGUGUGCAAAGUUGUAAUGGCAGCCAUAUUGAGUGCAUUCACUUUAUGAUUCUGUACAUACUAUUUAUGUAUUUUGUGUAUUAACAAUAUACUUUGAUCUAAAAUUUAACAAAAAUAAACUGAAAUUAAAACUUAAAAAUGUGUGCAGAUAUUAAGAAGGAACACGUAAAUAUUGAAAGGUCAAAAAAGUAAUAAAGUAAUUAUUAAUUAA